This is a messenger RNA of Nerophis lumbriciformis (worm pipefish), 2731 nucleotides long. RefSeq names its product protein kinase C-binding protein NELL1-like. The record is from RefSeq and is a predicted model, not a curated record. Gene Ontology annotation, cellular component: cytoplasm. Gene Ontology annotation, biological process: regulation of osteoblast differentiation; positive regulation of ossification. Lineage: Eukaryota; Metazoa; Chordata; Actinopteri; Syngnathiformes; Syngnathidae. Gene Ontology annotation, molecular function: calcium ion binding; heparin binding; protein kinase C binding.
UGAGCACACGCACCAAGGUGCUGGUAGAGACACGCUGCCUGACGCGCACACACCCCCACUCAGGACUCCGUACCACGCAAACUCCGACACAAAUGGAUAUUUCCGUGGCUUUGUUAUACCUCGUCCUUUUUUCCAAACCAGCUUUGGCUUUUGGGUCGGAUCAAGACUACCAGAUUGAUAUCAUCAAUGAAUUUGAUUUGGCAAAUGCCACCUAUGGAAUUACCCAAGUGGCGGGACUUCACAACAGCAGCAAGGCCUUCAUUUUCCGAGAUGUUGGGAGAGCAGUUCAAGCACCGGCGCACAUUACAGAGAAAGUCGUGCAGCUAUUCAAGAGGAAAAGUGAAUUCACCUUUCUGGCCUCCAUCCAGCAGAAGUCUUCGACAUCCGGCGUCAUAUUCUCCAUCCAUGAGUCAGAACACAGCUACUUUGAACUGGAGAGCAGCGGCGUUCGAGAGGAGAUCCGUUACCACUACCGCUUCAAGGGCAAGCCCCGCUCCGAGUCCUUCCCCUACCGCCUUGCCGACGGCCAGUGGCACAAAAUUGCCCUCACUAUAAGCUCCUCCCAUCUACUCUUGCACGUCGAUUGUAACAGGAUUUACGAGCGAGUUAUAGACCCGCCUCAGAUGGAGCUCACCCCGGGCAGCGGAGUCUGGCUGGGACAGCACAGCCACAAGCACGGCUUAUUCAAGGGCGUUAUCCAGGAUGUGAAGUUGAUAUUUGCUCCCAACGGCUACAUCACCCAAUGUCCAAACCUCAAUCGCACCUGCCCAACCUGUAGCGACUUCCUGAGCUUAGUGCAGGGCAUUAUGGACCUGCAGGAUUUACUCGCCAAGAUGACCCUGAAGUUAAACUACGCAGAGUCCAGGCUGACCCAGCUGGAGGGAUGCCACUGCGAGAAGACGUGCAGCGCCAACGGCCUGGUCUACAGGAAUAAGGAGCUCUGGGUGGAGCCGGAAAAUUGCAGGAACUGUGCAUGUAAGAACGGCGUUGUGGAGUGCCGCCGGAUUUUCUGUCCUCCUACGAAUUGCUCCGAAGACUCAUUGCCUGUACAUGUGGAUGGGACGUGCUGUAAGAAAUGCAGGCCAAAAUGCAGAUACGUGGGCAAGGUCUUCUCCCAGGGGCAGCGCUUUUUGUCCAGGAGCUGCAGGGAAUGCAAGAACGGCUUGAUGGUGAAAGUUUCAGAAACAUGUCCACAGCUCAACUGUUCUGACAAUGAACAGAUCUUAAGGGAUGGGAGAUGCUGCAAUGUUUGCCAAGGUUACGACUUCUGCUCAGAGGGGAUCAUCUGUGGAGACAACUCUGAAUGUAAAAAUCGGAAUACCAAAGCGGAGUGUGAAUGCAAGAGCGGCUACGCCUCUAUUCACGGGGAUUCUACUUACUGCGAAGAUAUUGAUGAGUGUGCGACCCAGAUGCACUACUGCCAGACCAACAGUGUGUGUGUCAACCUGCCGGGCAGCCAUCGCUGUGACUGUUUGCCAGGCUUCACCCGAGUGGAUGAAUAUUCCUGCACCGAGCAUGACGACUGUGCCAGCGGCCAGAACUCAUGUGACGAGAACGCCAUCUGCACCAACACCAUUCGAGGACACCUGUGCACCUGCAAGCCUGGCUACGUCGGGAACGGCACCAUCUGCAGGGCGUUCUGUGAAGACGGGUGCAGGAGCGGCGGGACGUGUGUGUCUCCCAACACUUGUGUUUGUCCUUCAGGAUUCACAGGACGCUAUUGUGAAACAGAUAUCGACGAGUGUGCAGAGGGUCUGAUUGAGUGUCACAACCACUCCCGCUGUGUCAACUUACCCGGCUGGUACCACUGUGAAUGCAGAACCGGUUUCCAUGACAAUGGCUCCUAUUUGCUGGAUGGGAGCUCCUGCAUGGAUGUGGACGAGUGCAGUUUGCAGACGCACAGCUGCUGGAAUGACAGCGUGUGUGUGAACCUACCAGGAGGCUACGACUGUGUGUGCACAUCAGGUCCAGGAUGCACUGGAGACUGUCCACAGGAGGAAGGGGUCAGAAGGAACAGAGAAGACUGGAAAGCCAGCUUUGACCUGUGCACCAUCUGCUCCUGCAAGGAUGGCCGGACAUAUUGCAGAAGGAAACCGUGCGACUGUGGCGACCCGCAGGAGGAUCUGUUCUGCUGUCCCAGUUGUGACAACAGGCCCAGCAGCCAGUGUCUGGACCAGAGUGGUCGCACACUCUACCGCAGCGGAGCAUCCUGGCUCUACGGAUGCCAGCAGUGCCGCUGCAUGGAAGGGGAGGUGGACUGCUGGCCUCUGGUUUGUCCGGCGCUGACGUGCGAGUACACGGCGGUGGCCGAGGGCGAGUGCUGUCCGCGCUGCGUGGCAGACCCCUGCUUGGCUGACAACCUGUCCUACGACAUCCGGCAAACGUGCCAGGACCCCGCGGGCAUCGCCCGUCUCAGCGGAGACACAUGGCGGAUGCCCAAGUCGCCCUGCACCAGCUGCACGUGUAAAAAUGGAAACGUUUGCUGUUCGGUGGAUCUCGACUGCCUUCACAACAACUGAAGAGCCGCUUCCCCGCCGCCUCUUUUCUCUCGCCUCCUCGCCCUGACUCCUACUCUCUCGCCACAGGCUCGCGGCGCCCUUCCACCCCCUUUUUCUCCCGUUAGACAACGGAGGAUUUUUUGACAGACUCUUGCACAGUCUUGUGCAUGUCAUUGUGUGCACAGAGAAUACAAACACGCGCUGGUUGAGAUGCGGAGUCCCCCCCCCCACCC